Sorex fumeus (smoky shrew) is the source of this 471-nucleotide messenger RNA. Its product is annotated as ribonuclease pancreatic-like. Bases 1 to 471 code for a protein of 156 amino acids. Lineage: Eukaryota; Metazoa; Chordata; Mammalia; Eulipotyphla; Soricidae. Gene Ontology annotation, molecular function: nucleic acid binding; RNA nuclease activity. The record is from RefSeq and is a predicted model, not a curated record. The transcript has a single exon.
AUGGAGGUCACCCCGACUCUGAAGAAGUCCCUCGUCUUGUUCCCACUGCUGGUCGUGGUGCUGCUGGGACCAGGAUGGGUCCAUUCUUCCUUGAGCCAGGAAUCGCAAGCUGACAGAUUCUACAGACAGCACAUAGACCCAGAUAAUCCUUUCGGCAACAAAACCAGCUACUGUGAUGUGAUGAUGUGGAGACGGAACAUAAAUUGGUAUUCGUGCAAAAAGUUGAACACCUUUGUACAUACAUCCAGAGCAACAGCCAGGGCUGUUUGCCGUGAGAAGCUCACAGCAUGCCGUAAUGGGACUGUCAACUGCCAUAAGAGCCGUUCCUCCAUGCGUAUCACACAAUGUAACCUGAAGGGAGGGUCCAAAUACCCCAACUGUGCAUACUGGAGCACCCAACGCACAGCACACAUUUUAGUGGUCUGUGAUGGAAAUUCUUCCAAGCCUAUCCAUUUUGACAGCUCGGUGUAG